Messenger RNA from Salpingoeca rosetta, 1988 nucleotides. RefSeq lists its product as uncharacterized. Gene Ontology annotation, biological process: carboxylic acid metabolic process. Gene Ontology annotation, cellular component: cytoplasm. The transcript has 18 exons. The coding region runs from base 128 to 1624 and encodes 498 amino acids. Gene Ontology annotation, molecular function: carboxy-lyase activity; pyridoxal phosphate binding. Lineage: Eukaryota; Choanoflagellata; Craspedida; Salpingoecidae. The record is from RefSeq and is a predicted model, not a curated record.
CAAACAUCGGGCAGGUCAUCUGCCCGGUCAUCAUCUUCCAUUUCGCCGAACGCAGGACAGAGCAGCAGUGUGCACGACGCAGAGCAUCAGUCUUUUGAAUUGUCACAUCACACACGUUGAACCGAAGAUGAGCAAUCGCAACAUGGAGGGCAAGCGACAAGCCGUUCUUGACCAGGCCGAUGAGCUGGAGCAGCUCCUGGCAAAGGUCACGCCACGCGUCGUGGAGUACAUCCGCCAGAACGCAGACGUCGACGGCUCGAAGGUGGUGGAGUAUGUCCCACCAGAGGAGCUGAAGUCCAAGAUGGGCAUUGAGCUGCCGGAGGAAGGCACGGGCACGGACGAGAUUGUGGAGCGGAUUGACCGCGUUCUCAAGUACAGCGUGCGCACAGGCCACCCCCGCUUCCUCGACAAGCUCUACGCAGGCAGCGACCCUGUGGGCCAGGUGUCGGAGUUCCUCACUGCAGUUGUCAACACCAACGUGUACACGUAUGCGGUUGCGCCCGUCUUCACCCUCAUGGAGCUUGAAGUGCUUCGGAAGGUUGCCGCUGUCGUCGGCUUUGACGACGCAACAAUGGAAGGCAUGCUUGUUCCCGGCGGCUCGUUUGCUAACUUUGUUGCCAUGGUCGCGGCCCGCCAUCACGCCUUCCCGCACGUCCGCAUGGACGGAUGGAAGCCCGAUGACAAACCCAUUGCGUUUUGCCCAGAGCAAGCCCACUACUCCCUCAAGCGCGCAGCAAUGAUGGUUGGCAUCGGGAUGAACGGCAUUGUGGGCGUCAAGUGCGAUCGCAAAGGGCGCAUGAUUGUGAGCGAGCUUGAUGCAGCACUUGAGAAGGCCGUGGCGGAGGGCAAGAAGCCGUUCUUCGUCAGCACCAGCGCUGGCUCAACCGUCAUGGGUGGGUUUGACCCUUUUGUUGAGAUCCGGCAGGUGUGCGACAAGUACAACGUGUGGAUGCACGUUGACGCUGCGUGGGGCAUUGCGAGCAAGUUCACACCACGCAUGGAGCAGACAACAGCUGGGCUCGAGCUCGCAGACUCCUGCACAUGGGACGGCCACAAGAGUCUUGGCAUGCCGAUCUUUGCAGCCGCUGUGAUGACGCAGAAGCACCAGGGCCUUUUCCACGCCGCAAACAGCUCCUCCGCAGACUACCUCUUCCACUCGCACGAACAAGUGUCGUAUGACCUCGGGGACAUGACACUGCAGUGCGGGCGCCGCGCAGACAGCAUCAAGAUGUGGUUUGCCUGGCUCCGACACGGCACUCAGGGUUUCCGUGACCGCAUUGAGAAGGCGCUUGACAUUGUUGACUACAUGGUUGCGCGCAUCAAGGCUGACCCUCGCUUCAAGCUUGUUGAGGAUCCCAUGUACACCAACGUGUGCUUCUGGUACCUGCCGCCUUCCCUCCGCGACACAGAGGACUUGACGUCCGUGUACCCCAAGCUCGGAACCGUCACCAGCACGCUUUGCAGGCGGAUGCAGGAGGCGGGCACGAUGCUGGUGAACAUCAAUCCUCUCGGCGAUCACGGUCUUCCGCACUUCUUCCGCCUCAUCAUCAACAACACCACCGUGACGACGGGCGAUAUGGACUUUGUUCUCGAAGAGAUGGAUCGCCUCGGCAGCAGUCUUUAGGCCAAAUCAGGCAGCGUGUGUGCAUGCUUCGUGUCGCGUUGGUGGCAGCAUGUGCACGUGGGUGGGUGUGGGAUGCAUGGUUGCCUGCUUGCGUUCGUUUGCUGAUCAGUUUGCUGCAGACAAGCGUUGUUCUGUUCUAUUUUGUUUCAAUCGUGUCGUUUGUGCACCAAUCAGUGUGCGCACCUGUUGUUGUGCUUUCUUGAAGGCGGACAUGUGUGUGUGUGUGUGUGUGCAGGUUGUGCAUGCUCUGCGAGUGCAUCUCGCUGUCACGUCGCCAUAAGCAACACACCACUGUGCAGUCACACUCGAACAAAUGUGGCGCGCGCAUGUGGAUGUGCAAUCUGGAAUACAAGCAAGCAAGCUA